GGCGUGGUAGUGUAUCGCGGUCUUGCCGACGAACUCUGCGUCAGCCGAAAGAUAUCACUUAACUAUACCGAACCGAACCCGCCUCCCAUUCCAAAAACCUUCGAUCCCAAACCAUGACGCGACAGGAACGCCUUGAGCGACAGCGGACAAACUCUGCCACUUCCUACCACUCGAUGAGUGCGGCACGCUUCGCUUCCGACCCCGUAAUUCCUACGCCGUCGUCUCCCGGAAGUGCUGGGAGGAAUCCCAUCAACGUUCCCCCAAGACCGCGCAAUGGCAGCAGUAACGGGAGGUUCGAUAGAGAUCACAAUAUAUCUCCUGGAUCGCAUGGGGCGUACUCGCAAUCCCCUCCAUUGUCGUCGCCGAAAGCGUCCGCGUCGUCCAACUUCAGCGACCACCGAAGAGAGCUUGCUGUCCUGCAGAAUCCUCAAUUCAUAAUGCGUCAGAAUCCGCCGUCCGCGUCCCCGUCACCGAUAACCGGGCAUCAUCCCCUAAGUGGCACACCCAACUUGAACAGCAACAUCUUCGACAACAGCCAAGAGCCGUUUGCUUUGUCGCCCCUUCUGCGGCCAGGCACGGCGCCCUCCGUGGGCCCGUCGGAUAGCUAUUUUCCCGAUGAAACGCGCAGACCGUCGGUUGCUUCGGUGGUGACGAAUGCUUCUUCAAACGGGUCAAAGUCAUCGAUGGGGCGUUCUAUCUACAAGAAGAUCUUCGGAGGGGAUGAUGCUACAGGAGAGAGUCCAGGCUCGUCCGAAUCGUCGUUACCACCAAACGUUACUCCUCGGUCGCAGCAUGUUUUCACAAGGCCGGUCACACCGACGAUAUCCAGGCCACGGACACCAGUGCCUUCUUCGGAUGUCGUUCCGUUUCUCUAUCAAGAUCCAGCGGACAUCCGGCGGAUAGGCGAUGCUCCGGUUCACGAUAUCCCCAUCUCGGACAAAAGGUACGAUCCGGAAGAUGCGUCGGCUUCAACGUCGUCGUCACAUACGCACAGAGGACUACAUCUACGUGGCAGGAAUAAGAAUCGCGACAAGCAGGCCGAGAAGGAGAAGGAGAAGGAGAAGGAGCUACCCCCACGACCGGGAAGCGGCAGGGAUUCGGUGUUUGGAGAUUACCGUCGAGGGCUUAAGCUUCAUCUCGAUGGAACAGCAUCCUCGCAUUCAUCCCAGACGCGGCUCAUCCGCUCGGGCUCCCCGACGCCAUCCAUGGCUAGUACCCUAUCCGGAAACCCUCCCAGGUCACCGGGAGGAGAGGUCAACGCGAAGACGAAGGGAUUCCUGCGGAAUAAGAUCGACAAACUGAUCAAGAAGGAUAAGGACAAGGUUUACGAGAGCGAGAAGAAUUUCGAUGGUGGUGCUUCGAGCCGUGGGCCGCGGUUGCGUGCGAAGGCAUCUGAACCGGCGCUCAACACAUUCACCUCCUCGCCUGCUGCGAUGAAGAGGGGAUCCGGUGGACACAACGAAUACAUAACACCUCGUCUGAUGGAUUAUGCGUCGGUGGAACAGAUCAAAACAGCCACCAAACAGGACGGGAGGAAGGAGGGAAAGAAGGAACAGGUUGCCGGGCGCAAGGGGGGGCGGGGCAAGGGCGGACAGGAAGAAGAGACCCCUUUCCGGAUAGACACCGACUUUUCGGAUAUCGAUCAGUUCGUGAAUCGUGCGGCACCGGCCCCCGAUCCCAACUCCUCGUGGCUCGACAAUACCGAAACUCAACCGCACGUGGACAAUGCCACGUGGGAGCCACCGGAAAGUUGGGCGACCCAGGGUGUAGCACCACCCUCGGCCGAGGCGUCCGAGGCGGAGGAAGAAAACGAAUCCGGCCCCGAAGAUUCCCAGUAUUGCAUACGAGUUUUCCGUGCGGAUUCCACGUUCGCGACCCUCUCCUGCAAGGUGCAGGCGUCGGUGACGGAAGUCCUCGGUCUCCUCGGACGUAAAUCGUUUUUGCAGGACAACCUGGCUAAUUACCAGAUCGUUAUGAGGAAGAAUGGUCUUCUCCGGAUCCUUGGACCCAACGAACGACCACUUAAAAUCCAAAAACGGCUGCUGGAGCAGGUGGGAUACACGGAAGAGGACCAUUUGGAUGAGAUUGGCCGUGAAGACCAUGGCUAUCUGGUUCGGUUCACCUUCAUGAUGGCUCGAACCGGUUCAUAUUCCUUGGAUCAAGAUUCAGGUCUAAAUAAAGUCCAAAAAUUCAGUCACGUAGACCUUCAAGGAAGAAACCUGCUCACUAUUCCCAUCACUCUCUACCACAAGGCGUCCGAGAUUAUCUCCCUAAACCUGUCGCGCAAUCUCUCGCUUAAUAUCCCCAAGGAUUUCAUUCAGCAGUGUGUCAACCUCCGCAAGAUCGAGUUCACUGGGAACGAGGCCGAACGGUUGCCCGGAAGCAUCUCGUCCGCAUCGAGACUGACGUAUCUUGAUAUUUCGACCAACCGCCUGGAGGAACUGGAACAUGCUGCUUUGGAGGACCAUAUUGCCUUGGUGGCGCUGAAGAUGUCCUGUAAUCGCCUAUCAUCGUUACCUCAGUCGUUUGGGCAGUUCAAAAGUUUACGCAAUCUCCACGUUUCGUCGAACCGACUGACCGUAUUCCCGGCGUUCAUAUGUGAUCUAGUAACCCUGGUCGAACUGGAUAUCUCAUUCAACGGAAUCACGAGCUUCCCCCUCGAGAUCGGCCAGCUUUCCGCGCUGGAACGGCUCAUCGCCGCGAACAACCGCCUCACCGGCUCUCUGCCACCGACGUUUUCAAAUCUCGGAUCGUUGAAGGAACUGGACCUGCGCUUCAACUACGAGCUGCAAAACAUUGAUGUGGUGUCCGAGUUGCCGAGACUGGAAGCCAUCGUGGUCUCGCAUAACCGUGUCUCCGGAUUUCAGCAGUCGUUCCAUAAGCUCCGUGCAUUGCACCUUAACUCCAAUCCCGUCACUCAGUUCAGUCUGACAACGAUUCUACCAACACUGAAGUUCCUGAACCUGUCGAACGCAAAGAUUGCAGCUAUCAACGAGACACUGUUCGACAAGCUGCCGAAUCUGGAGAAGUUGUACCUGGAUAAGAACCACAUCGUCUCCAUUCCUCCCCAGAUCGCAAAACUGCGCAAGCUCGAGCAUCUGAGCUGCAGUAGGAACGAGUUGGCCACGAUACCGAAGGAGAUCGGCCAGCUAUCGGAACUCAAGUAUCUCGAUCUGCAUUACAACAACAUCAAGACGCUUCCCGGAGAGAUUUGGCAGAUGGCCAGUCUGAUCACGUUGAAUCUUUCUUCCAACAUCAUCAAGACCUUCCCCCAACCAGUCGCAGGCCCGGCCUUUGGCACAACUUUCAGUGAGAAUACCGUCAAGGAGAAGAGUAUUCCGGAGAAUCCCAACGAAGCGGCGGCAGACGCACUCGAAAGGCCAGAAACCGCGGAUCGCAGACCAUCACAGCAGUCUGGAGGCUUGUUGACGGCUGCCAACCUGCCCGCGCCACCGAAUGGAGUCAAGAACUCGCCGAGCAUCUACGGCCAGAGUGGCAGGAAAGCCUCCGUCAUUUCCAGGGCAAGCUCCGAUACGAUGACGAUCGCCCCGACGGUUGCCUCCAGGAAGGACUCUUCGUCGUCGGGCAAGCUGGCCAAUACCUUCGUGUAUAGCUUGAAGUACCUCUAUCUGGCAGACAACAUCCUCGGAGAUGAGUGCUUUGAGGAAUUGUCAUUGCUCGGCGAACUUCGGGUUCUCAACCUUUCGUACAACGAUCUGUACGACAUCCCGCCCCGUGCCUUGAGCAGGAUGCCAUUGCUCAGUGAAUUGUACCUUUCUGGCAACGAGAUGACGAGCUUGCCGGCGGAAGACCUGGAGCAUAUUCCUUAUCUCAAAGUCCUGCACUUGAACGGGAACAAGUUCCAAACACUGCCCGCGGAGCUCGGGAAGAUACGCAAGCUGCUGGUGUUGGAUGUUGGAAACAACGCGCUCAAGUACAACAUCUCCAAUUGGCCGUACGAUUGGAAUUGGAACUGGAACUUGGAUCUCAAGUACCUCAACCUGUCUGGAAACAAGCGACUGGAAAUAAAACCUAGUAGGGGCGAGAUGGGAGCUUCGCGUGAGAAGAGUAUUACGGAUUUCAGUCAGAUGACGAAGCUUCGCGUCCUGGGUCUCAUGGAUGUCACCCUCAUGAGCAACACGCCCGAUCAAACGGAAGACCGCAGAGUGCGACUGUCAGGGUCCAUGAUAAGAUCGAUGUCCUACGGCAUGGCUGAUUCUCUCGGACGGAGCGAGCACCUGUCGCUCAUCGAUAUGGUGGUGCCCGAUUUCCGGACUUCUCGGGAUGAGUGGCUGGUUGGACUUUUCGACGGACAAGCAUUGUCGACAGGAGGUAGCAAGAUCUCCAAGUUCCUACACGAGUCACUGGAGUUCUUCUUCAAGGAGGAACUCAACAAACUCAAGGGCGACGAGACACCGGCGACCGCACUGCGCAGAACAUUCCUGAACCUCAACAAGGAGCUAGCCUCAACGGCCAUGCAGCCUCUCGAUGACAAGGGUGCAACCAGACAUCCUUCUACUGGUGGUGGAGCGAUGCUCGGACCCAUCGACUUGAAUUCCGGAGGGGUGGCCACUGUCAUCUACAAUGCCAGCAACAAGCUCUACGUGGCAAACGUGGGUGAUGCCACAGCGGUACUGACCCGGACGGAUAGCUCGCACCAUGUUCUUACCAAGAAGCAUGAUUCGGGGAAUGCCACGGAACUGGAACGUAUCCGAGAGGCUGGUGGCUGGGUGUCACGAACGGGAAAACUGAAUGAUGUUUUGGAUACUUCCCGUGCCUUUGGGUACUUUCAUCUGAUGCCAGCUGUCAAUGCGGCUCCCGACAUUCAGGAGAUGCCAUUGGAGGGCCACGAGGAGAUGCUGAUCCUUGCCAGCAAGGAGCUGUGGGAAUAUCUUUCGGUGCAAACCGCAGUCGACAUCGCGAGGAAAGAAAAGGCCGAUCUCAUGCGAGCAGCCCACAAACUCAGAGACAUCGCCAUCGCGUACGGUGCUACCAACAAGAUUAUGGUGAUGGUCCUGGGCAUUGGCGACAUGAAGAAGCCCAAGCGGAAUCCGAAGGCGCAUCUGUCGGUGGGUCCCGGUUUCACGGACGAUGAUUUCCCAACCAUCAGGGUUACGCGCAAGCGCGGGAAGGAAACAGACAAUUCGCUCAGUCGACUCGGCGACGAGGUCAGAGCGCCAGACGGCGACCUUGCCAUGGUCUUUACGGAUAUCAAGAACUCGACGGUCAUGUGGGAAAAUCAUUCUGUUGCCAUGCGAUCCGGUAUCAGGAUUCACAACGCGGUCAUGCGACGCCAGCUACGACAAGUUGGCGGAUACGAAGUCAAGACAGAAGGUGAUGCAUUCAUGGUCAGUUUUCCGACGGCUACAGCCGCGCUGCUGUGGUGCUUCAACGUUCAGAGAGACUUGCUCGAUCAGGAGUGGCCGGACGAGAUUCUCGACUCGGAGAAUGGACGCGAGAUACAGGAUUCCGAAGGCAGGGUCAUUUACAAAGGCCUGUCGGUAAGGAUGGGUAUUCAUUGGGGUGCUCCCGUGUGCGAACCCGACCCAAUUACCGGACGCAUGGAUUACUUUGGUCCCAUGGUCAACCGCGCCUCCCGUAUCAGUUCCGUGGCGGAUGGAGGUGAGAUCACCGUCAGUUCGGACUUUGUUGCAGAGAUCAACAGAUGCGUCAGUUGCUAUUCGGCCUACCAGCAACGAGGGGAACAGACCACUCAGGCCGCCGAAGAGAUCUUUGGCGAUGCGGAGCUGGCACGUUCGGUCAUCAAGGAUCUUAGAGACCUGAGCAACAAGGGAUUCCAGAUCAAAGAGCUUGGUGAACGGAAACUCAAAGGCCUCGAAAAUCCGGAAUUUGUCUGUCUCAUGUACCCGGCUCAACUUGCGGGCCGGCUCGAGUCGAAGAGCGCGCAGAAGGCGGUUUCUCAGCCGAAACUUAGUGUGAAUCCUGAGGAGCUGUGGAAGUUGUGGGAACUCUCGAUUCGACUCGAGAUGUUGUGUUCCUCCCUCACAGCGGAGAUUCCGGGGCAUAGGGUGCAUCCCACUGAUAUGAUCGCGAAGCUACGUGAGGUCACUCCGGAACUCUUGACGGACCAGAUCAUGAUGCCGGUGUUUGAGCAAAUCGUCACGAGGAUAGAGAAUUGCAUGAGCGUCCUGUACAUCCGGAGGUUGUUGGUCCCCGAAUCCUCGAAUCCGUUGGCCAAGCCGACCUCUGCGCCCCUCUGCGAUCUCCUUGACCACCUUGAGGCACGACUUGGGGUGAAAAUAAGCGGUUCUGCCGCUGCCGCUGCCGCUGUUGCCGCUGCUGACGCCGAGGAUUCGGAGCGUCUGGCAUUGGAGGAUAUCUGUACUUCUUCAUCCGCCUCGACAUCCUCAUCUGCCGCUGUAUCGCCCACCACUGCUACACGAUCGAGCAAUUCCCGCAAGUCGUACAUACAGCUGAAUCUCCCCACCGGCACUGAGCCAUCCGGGUCGUCACUCAACAUACCGGAUUUAUAAUGGUACAUCUUCUUUAAUGCUUGUUCCUUGCAAAUCAGGGGGGUUUUCUUUUCGGACGGCGUACUGUCCGGGCUAGGACCUUUUUUUUAUUUUUAUUUCUUUCCUUUUCCUUCACGGGUGUUGAAUUUUUCUCUCUCACGGCGCCAAACGGGUUUCUUCCUUGUUUUUCAGUUCAGUUAUCUCAUGCGGAUUUUAUCUUAUUUUAUCUAUCUUCCCUUUCCUAAUACUUUUUUGUUUUAUC
Messenger RNA from Tricharina praecox, 6735 nucleotides. RefSeq lists its product as uncharacterized. Gene Ontology annotation, biological process: cyclic nucleotide biosynthetic process; intracellular signal transduction. The coding region runs from base 114 to 6494 and encodes 2126 amino acids. The record is from RefSeq and is a predicted model, not a curated record. The transcript is spliced from 6 exons. Gene Ontology annotation, molecular function: protein binding. NCBI's taxonomy places the organism in Eukaryota, Fungi, Ascomycota, Pezizomycetes, Pezizales, Pyronemataceae.